Lolium perenne is the source of this 1015-nucleotide messenger RNA. RefSeq lists its product as uncharacterized. The record is from RefSeq and is a predicted model, not a curated record. NCBI's taxonomy places the organism in Eukaryota, Viridiplantae, Streptophyta, Magnoliopsida, Poales, Poaceae.
CACCUGGAUGCCAGCACUGUCCGGCCCGGUGCAGAGAGUACAGCGGCCGGCGAGCUGAAGCUAGCCAAGGAGAGGGAAGCGAGCGAGAGAGACGUCGCCUCACUGCGAUGACACCAGGCGCCGACACCGUCAUCGUCGUAGCAGCAGCAAGCCGGAGCGAGCAGGCCAGCAGCAGGAGCAGCCAGAAGCGCGCGGCGGAGGCGCCGUCCGUCCCUUCCUCCUACGUCGUCUGGGAGAAGGAGCGGUAAUUAAUCGGUUCACCGGCCAGGUGCGAAGCGAAGGACAUAUGGAGGUGGAGGCCGCCAGGUGCGAGUGCUGCGGCUUCACGGAGGAGUGCACGCCCGAGUACAUCGCCGCGGUGCGGGCCGAGUACCUCGGCCGCUGGGUCUGCGGCCUCUGCGCGGAGGCGGUGGGCGAUGAGGUCCGUCGCGCGGGCUCCGGCACCAUCACCACCGCCGAGGCGCUCGACCGGCACGGCAGGUUCGCGCGCGAGGCGCCGCGGGCGCCAGGGAAGGCCGCGGAGGAGCUCGUGGCCGCCGUGUCGCGCCUGCUCCGGCGCUGCCUCGACUCACCGCCGGCGUCUCCGGCAGCACCGCGGGGCCAGAAGGUCGCGGCGGGGACCCGGUGCCCGGACGCGGACGAUGCAUGAUUGCCCGUCCGGCUCGCCGGCCGGAGGCGAAGCUGCUAGAAGGCUUGGCUAGUUGGUGGUUGCGUACUGCUAGUGCCAAUGAUUGGAGGCGACGACGCCAAGAAUAAUGAACUUCCCAGGCACCGUGUCUUGUGCGGAUUGCCUUCCUCAAGAAUAAUCUGUGUUCUAACUGAUGAUUGCUCGAGAGAGGAGUAGUUAGGCUCCGUAUGAUCGAGCGUGAAGUUAUUACUCCUACGUAAUGUUAAUGUAUGUAGUGUAGUGUAUCCGAUUGUAACGGAGUAUUCUUCGAUCCACCACUUCCUUUCUACUAUGAUCCACCAGCUAUGUGUAAUGUUGCGUUCAUUAUCUACUUUCUUUUGCCCUAUA